UUCACAUUACAACACACAGAACAAUGUGGAGACUUACUAGGUCUCAAUAGCAUAUUUGCAUUUCUCCUUUUCAGAAUUUGUUAAUUAAUUGUAAAUUCAGAUAAUCGGGUUUAAAAUAAAAUUUCUGCAAUAACUUUCAUAAAUUACUUCUAUGUUAUUAAUAUGCAGAAAUCUGGUAACUCGUCACGCUGUAUUAGUUCAGAUUAGGUACCACUAAGGAGAAAUUUGGACAUCCACUGCUAUAGAAAGCUUGUAGAAUUAUUUAAACGGAAACUUGACGGGUAGUGAUUCCAAAUACUACAAUAUAGCAUUUUCGAGUGGAAAGCGAUUACAGUGGUAUAGACACCCCUAAAGUGCGCACGCGUUACGCGUCACGGCAGCGAGCGCCGCGCGCAUGCGCUAAACGAACCGUGAAGCCUGAACUACAUUUCACGCGUUGUCGUAGUCACAUGUGAUGAUAAACGAUGGAAAUUAAAUCAUAUGUUUUAUAAAUAAUAUAAUUUGAUGUUGACAUAGCGCGCCAUUUGCAACGCUCUGUCAGUUUGCAGCUUUCAUUGGGUUAACUAGAAAUCUGAUUGAUUUCGCCGGUCCAUUCUACCCGUAAGUAUACUCUCAAGCAAAUACUAGAGGAUCAAUAACCGUUAAAACAGAUUGCUCUUCUCAUAUUAUCUAAGAGUCGAAAGACUCGAUAAAAUGUUUUAAUAUGUUGUAAAAGUUAAAUGGAAAAUACCUAUAUGAACUCCACACUCUACACUCUAUUCAAUACAUCAAAAUGGUUUUUUUUAAUUUCUAAUGCAAAAUAUAUUAAGGUUAGGCCUACUUCCUGAAAGUUAUUUGUUAAAACAUGCACAACCAUAACCAAUAUUAAUCAAUGGAAAUCAAACAGUGCGUAGUGGGUAGGUAAAAUAAUGAACAAAGAUAACGGUGGCUGCGUUAAGUAAAGUAGCAGAUACGAAGAUAAUAUGAGCGGAUACCGCAGCACCGGUGCUGGUGUAGCUGGCUAUGACCCAGUGAUCGCGAGCGUUGAAAGCGACAUCGCCGCAUAAUCACAGUGGCAGGGAAGGUGGUCCGGCUGACUACACCGGCGGGCGCAGGACGUACAGUGCGCGCGCAGCUCGCCAUGCGCACACGCUCGUCACAUGGCGCGUCGCCUGGCGCUGCUUACGCUGCUGGCGUGCGCGGCGGCCGUCCGCCGCCCGCCGAUACAUUCCGCAGACAUCUCCGACUCCGAAUCCCUGGACCCUUUCUCCGUGUGGGACGAAUACGAAGACUCCUAUGAACCCACCCCUCCGCCGCGCAUGCGCUCCUCCACGAUCGGAGCCAAAGUGCUACUUAAGGGAAAAAUCCCUAAAGUGAACGUGACUAUGAACGAUAAAGGUGAAGAAAAACACGUUAAUAUUAAUAUUGAGAGUCAUACCAAUUUUAUAGUAACUAAACCACCACCAGUGAAACCUAAUUCGGUGUCCGGUCGUCCUAUCGUCCAGAUCGGUGAUCAAUAUGUGUACAUGGACUCUUCGGAAAUAGAGUCCGUGACUCGUCCCUCUACGAAGAGGCCGGAGAGGCCGGCGAGCUCGCGGCGCACGACCCGUCGGCCGAGCACCACUCGCCGGCCACCACCGACCACACGGCGCACCACCACGCGCCCCAUGCGCCGCACCACCAAGCCUACCAAAUCUCCAUACAAAAAGAAAACCAGUUGUCCGCCUAAAAAAUCUGGGUGGUUUUCAUCAUUUUUUGAAGAUAGUAAAUUGAAGAGAGUUCCUGAGAGACCAUCAAAAUCAGGUUGGUUUUUAGGUUUUUUCUCCAAAAUAUACAAUUGGAUAAUGGAAUCCAAAUCAUCAUGGUUUGAUGGCAGUUGGUUCUCGGACAAUAACAGUGAACCUAAGUUACCCAUGACGACGACCACCGCUCGGCCGCUGACGCCGGCGCCCAGCAAUUGGUUCCAAACACUAAUCGCCAGUGAGGACUUGGAUGGCGCGUAUCAGACAAACGAGAUUACUGUCAAGAAGUCGGCAAAGAAAUCUUUAAAGAAGACAUACAAAGGUUACCAACUGAUCAGAACGUAUCCAGAUGUUAAGUGGAAGGUGCACGAGAUGUUGGACUUGCAGGAGGAGGCGCAGGGUUCGGGCAUCAUGUGGUGGACGUCGCCCUCGCUCAAUGGCACCACAGACUUGCUUGUACCACCCGACCUCCUGGCCGACGUCAAAGAUCAUCUCAAAUCAAAUAAAAUCGACUUUGAUGUAGUUAUCUGGGACUUACAGAAAGCAAUAACCUACGAAAAUCCGCGACUUUCGAAGAAGCAGAGGCUUGAGUUGGAGCAGCUGCGCGGUCAUCCGAUGACAUGGCGGAGGUAUCACCGCUAUGCUGAUAUCCUGCGGUAUUUGGAGUACCUGCAACACUCACAUUCUGACUUAGUAGAACUUAUACCAUUGGGAAGAUCGUCAGAAGGAUUACCACUAGUUGCAGUAAAGAUUUCAUUAAUAGGGAAUGACACUUCGAUGAAUGUAAAAGGGAAUAAGAAAUGGAAGUUGCGCUCUCGACUAAAACCUGCGGUGUGGCUAGACGGCGGUGCGCAUGCGCGUGAGUGGAUCGCCCCCGCUGUCGCCACUUGGAUGAUACACGCGCUUGUCGAGGGCGAAAAGGAUAAAGGCGCUGAGUACGAAAUGCUAAAGGAAGCGGACUUCUACAUAAUGCCGGUGUUGAACCCCGACGGCUACGAGCACUCGCACACGAACGACCGGCUCUGGAGGAAAACACGUUCGCGACUCGCCGACCACGCCGAUGACUACUAUGUGGGAUGGUUCCCCUGGAAUUGGGGUCAGACAGAGUGUGUGGGUGUAGAUGCAGAUCGCAACUGGGACUACCACUGGGGCGAGAAGGACUCGUCCCAAGACCCCUGUUCUGACAACUACGCAGGCACACACCCGUUCAGCGAACCAGAGACUAGAGCCGUGUCGGAGUUUUUAACUGAACACAGAGGACAAAUCAAGCUGUAUGUAUCUCUGCACGCAUACUCUCAAGCGUGGCUGGUGCCGGGUACGCAUGCGCGUGAAUCGUUCUCAGACGACGGUAUGCUCACCGAAAUGGGCAAGCUGGCAACCGCAGCCCUUGCAGACAUGUACGGCACCAAGUAUCAGGUUGGUACCGCUGCCGAGCUUCGCCAACCUGCCUCAGGAAUGUCACAUGACUGGGCGAAAGCUCGCGCCGGCAUAAAAUACUCCUACCACGUAGAUCUUCGAGACUCAUUUGGACCCUAUGGUUUCCUACUCCCCGGGUCACAAAUAGUGUCCACUGCUCGCGAAACCUGGCAAGCAGUUAAAGCAAUCGUAGACAAUUUAUCGGCAGUUUAAAUUAUUUUACUAUCUUAUGUUGGUACCGACAUUAUGCCCUAAAUCUGAUUACACUCUAUGAUCAAAUGAAGGGAUUAAUUUAUUUUUGCUUCAAAAAGUAAAUUAUUGAAACGUUUACUUACAUCGUUUUGCCUGUUCCUAUUUUAACUCUGUGAACUAAUUUGUCAUCGCAAUGGUGGGUUUUAGAGUUUACUUAUCUUGUAAGUAGGAAUAUGAAAAUUCUCGAUCAAAGAUCAAAAGGAUUAUGCAUUUAUAAUUUAUUUUGUAGUAGAUAAGUAUUAGAUUUCAUUAUUUUACGAGGAACUUGAUUAAAUGAGUCGUAUUAAUAAGUU
Trichoplusia ni (cabbage looper) is the source of this 3682-nucleotide messenger RNA. Its product is annotated as zinc carboxypeptidase A 1-like. Bases 1140 to 3350 code for a protein of 736 amino acids. The record is from RefSeq and is a predicted model, not a curated record. Gene Ontology annotation, biological process: proteolysis. NCBI's taxonomy places the organism in Eukaryota, Metazoa, Arthropoda, Insecta, Lepidoptera, Noctuidae. Gene Ontology annotation, molecular function: zinc ion binding; metallocarboxypeptidase activity. The transcript is spliced from 9 exons.